Messenger RNA from Oreochromis niloticus (Nile tilapia), 4154 nucleotides. RefSeq names its product cofactor required for Sp1 transcriptional activation, subunit 7 (gene crsp7). The transcript is spliced from 3 exons. Gene Ontology annotation, molecular function: transcription coregulator activity. Gene Ontology annotation, cellular component: core mediator complex; nucleus; mediator complex. Gene Ontology annotation, biological process: positive regulation of gene expression; regulation of transcription by RNA polymerase II. The record is from RefSeq and is a predicted model, not a curated record. Lineage: Eukaryota; Metazoa; Chordata; Actinopteri; Cichliformes; Cichlidae. The coding region runs from base 319 to 2136 and encodes 605 amino acids.
UCAGGUAUGUUUACUUGAGGACGUGCAGACGUCAAAGCGCACACAACGUAUCCCGGCAUGCAGCAGGAGGCCGUGGAACGAUCCUGCAGCUGGUAGUGAGUUGCGAGAGCGCCGAGGAGGCAGCAGCAAACGGGCAACAUAGCUCACACAUUUCCCCACUCCAUGUGAGAUAAGCCGAGCCGUUACCUUACAGGCGACAGAAAAUAUGCUGUACGGACGCCUGACGUGUUCCCGAAGCGGCUUUUGAGUCAUCAUUGUCACCCGGUUUUCAUUUUGGAGGAUUCCUCCCUCCAUCCUCCGGAUCGCACCGAACAGGCAAUGACAACGGUCUCAGCAACCCCGCAGCAGAUGAGGGAACGGCUGCUGCAGGCCAUCGACAGUCAGAGCAAUAUAUGCAAUAUGGUGGUUGUACUGGAAGUAAUUGCCUGCCUUGAAAAGUAUCCUAUCACCAAAGAAGCACUUGAGGAAACUCGACUAGGAAAGUUGAUCAACGAUGUGAGGAAGAAGACGAAGGAUGAAGACCUGGCUAAACGAGCUAAGAAACUCUUGAGGAACUGGCAAAAGCUGAUUGAACCUGGGCCACCUGUGGCUGCAAGUGUUCCUGGCUCUACCAACGGCAGUUCUCAUCCCUGUAGAACCGAUGCCUCUCCUUCUGACAUUUCUGUGCCAGGGAAAGGUGUCCCUGAAGUCAAAAUCAGAAAUGACGUUCACAACACGUACUCACCAAAAGCUGAGAAAUCAAGCAGCCGCAAGCGGCGGGCAGAGCACAGAGACAGUGGAGUGUACUUGCAAGAAAAAAUCUCCAAAAUGUCCCCAUAUGAUAACUCUGUUUCAACACCACCCACCAAUGGGAUCGCAGGCAGUCCGGAUGCCCUCCCUGACCAGGAGGUUGUCCCGUCUCCUGACAGAUCUCGAGUUGAGCACCUUGAUAAUGAUAAAAUGAACAGAAUUCCUGUUAAUGCUGUCAAGCCUCGCCCCAGCUCUCCCGGGGUGGCCAAACUACCCAGCACUUCCUCUUUGAUUAAAGUUGCUGUGAUGCAGCAACAGGCCAGAUUGGAUGAAGGAGGCGGGGGCUAUUAUCAAGCCAGAAGUCCUCGUGGUCUCACUACCAGCCCAAGGAGUACGAAGCAAGAUACAAUGACCAAGCGCUCUUCAGCAUAUGCACCAAAAGGAACGCCGGUCCCAAGCCCUUCCUCCAGGGACUCUCCCUUAUCUUUUUCCCACACUGUGUCAUCCCCGGCCUCAUCUUAUGCUGACAAGCUGCCACAUUCUUCUAAUAGGUCUUCAAUGCACUGGGCCAGCAGUUCAGAAGCCUCCUCUCUUUGCCCAUCACAAGACAUAUCUGCAACACUGGAAUCCCCAUCAGUCUCCCCCUCACCUUCUCUCUCCCAGCAGAACUCAGAACCACACAGACAGAUGUCUGAGGGAGCUAUGGUUGUGUCUGAUGACGCAGAUGGGACAACGGUACCAAAUUCGGAACAUAAAAGGAGGAAGUACAGGUCUAGAGAUUACUCUGUCAACUUAGAUGGCCAGAAAAUGGAGGACACCACUAAACCCGUUCGGUUAAAAGAACGCAGAUUAACGUUUGACCCGGUCACAGGUCAGAUUAAACCUCUGGUGCAUAAAGAACCUUCUCAAACAGAUGAAGCACCCACUCCUGACCCCCCUGAGUCUAGGCAGAGAACUGAAAGCACUGUACAACAGUGCACUGCCACCACCGCAGUCCCAGGUCCUAGCCCUAACCCCUUCCACCACACAAACUGGAAGGAGCUGUCUAGAAAUGAAAUCAUCCAGUCCUACUUGAACCUUCAGAGCAAUGUCCUCAACUCCUCGGGGGUUCAGGCCCCUAGUGCACACUUUUUCAUGUCGGAAUAUCUGAAAAGGGAAGAACAGGAAAUUAAGGAGUCACGGAAGAUGCACGUUCUCCAAACGGACAAUUUGACAGGGGAUUUACCGGGCGUGAGCCGGGACGUGACAGAUGAGGACUUGGACAGGAUACACACACAGCACUGGCAGGGGGUGAAUGGCGUUUUUGACACCAAGGGCACCUGGUACGAUUGGACAGAUUGCAUAUCACUGGACCCUCACGGGGAUGAAAGCAAAUUGAACAUCCUGCCAUACGUUUGCCUAGACUGAGGGGGUACGGGAAGGUUGCAGUACUUUUCCACUCCUUUCCUCAUCUCGUCACAGAGACGAGAUACUUUGUGAUUUAAUUUUUUUUUGUUCACUGUGAGUUUGGCAAAAAUCAGGCCUGCUAAACUCCACUCCCCCAUGCCUCUUCCUCUUUCUGUGAUAAUCUAUUAAGAUUUUGGUAUAAAAGAAGUGUAAAAAUUAAAAGACUAGUUGAGUUUGUAAUAUCAAGGGCUGUUUCUGUUUUAUUUUUCAAACUGAAAGCCACAGGAAUUAGGCCCGUAUUGCAGAGUACUGCUGCUAACCAUAAAGGCAAAAAAAGAAGACAGAAUUAUCCCAGAUCCGCCAAACAGGUGUAACAAUGUGAGAUUUUUCUUUUUUAAAUGUUAUGAAUUGUACCCCUCUUUGAGGCACACUGGGAUGAUGCUGUUUUGUUUUUUUUUAACCUGUUUAGUUUCUAACAAGAAGUUUUGAACUAGGGUUAAACCUGAGGGAAGGCUGGGGUUUAGCUGUCCUGCACAGACCACCAUGUUGGUGCCCAGAAAGAUAUUGAUAAGAGUUCAUCUAGCACAGUUAGAGCCAAACAUGUCCAGGGUUUGAAGUUACUGGAACAUAUUUGGCAGUUACAAGAAGCUUUAUGUGAGAUAUAAAAGAGUAAAUUAUAAACUUCUUAUCAUAUAUACAUCUAUUUAUUUUUGACCAGUUCAUUUAUGGGAUGUUCAUCAAAACAAAUGUUUAAAAAAAAAAGACGACAACAACUAUAGAUUCUUUUUGUUUUCUCUUCUGUUUGCGUCACUGUGCUCUCAGCUGAAUCUUAAAUGUUAAAGGAGGCCCACGUGCCGUCCUUUCUUUAAGACUGGCCGGUGCAGAUUUGUUUAGUUGUUUUGGUUAUUUACAUUCCAGACUCCACCCUUCAACCAACUUCCGCUCUCUCUGUCUCGUCUCAUCAGCUCAGCUCCUAAAAGGUUCCAGGUCAUGAAGAUUCUUCUGGAAAUGUAACUGUUUCAAAUCAAAGUAGUGUGGUGCUAAUGCAAAAAGGAAAAAAACAUAGUGCAGUCAAAUGUUUCCAUCCACUAAUUCUCUCUGAAAUAUUAAAGAAUGUCCCAGCUGCUGGUGUUGUUCAGUGACAAAAGCAAGGACAUGUUUGAAUGCUGGAACUUUUUCUGUUUCUUUAGAUAUCGUUUGCCUUCUGAAAUUCCUUGCUAAUAUAUUUUUUUUCUGAGUUUAUACCGCCUUAGUGAAUGUACAGAAUUGAGACCUCUUAUGCACUUGUACAUAAGUUGACGACUUGCUGGUCAUUUUCUUUACUGAUUCAUUCAUUCGAGUGUGAACUGACUGAUUCUCCCACAAUGUGCCCAUGGAUUAAUACGAAUUUCAGACACAUUUACGGCUCUUGAAGCUGCUUUUUCAAGGCUUUAGAAAUCAUUUAAGUUGCAGAUUGAGGGUGGCAUUUCUUUUGCUCCCAUUCAAAAUAGUGAUUCAAACAUUUAAGAGAGAAAUACAGAUCGUCUGCUGUGCGCAUCAGAUCUUCUUGGCGUUUUCCAUGUGACAGUACUUCAGUUCAACUCCCUUUUUGAUCGCUACCACAAUUCUCAUAUGAUUUAACUGAAGAUUGGCUUCUGUGCAGCCUCUCUGUCCAUGCAUUCUUUUUGGUCAUUCAUUCCUACCUACCAAUGUGCCUUGGUUUAAAAACAAAAUGGUAAAUCUGGAUUUGCUUCCGCCUAAAACACGCCUGCCUGGAGCUGGAUUUGUACGUAAGAAUCCCAAAUCCCCACGAUCAAUCUGACGCUGGUAUAUGCACCGUUUUCUGUUACUUUUUCUACGCGCUGAUCUAGUGAGGGGGUGAAGCUGCAGACAACGAGAAACUGCACAUCGUCAUCAACAACACCGCUGGCAAUAAUGGAAAAGUGCUACAACUGGUUGAAAAGAAUCUGUUUUUUUCUGGAGUUUUGACGGGGGCAUCUUUAUUUGUUCAGUGUUUAACAUCUCUCAGUUGUUUGAAAAAUAAAAAGAUCUAAAUCUUG